Molecule: messenger RNA, 216 nt
Organism: Entrophospora sp. SA101
Lineage: Eukaryota; Fungi; Glomeromycota; Glomeromycetes; Entrophosporales; Entrophosporaceae
Source: the annotation of a GenBank genome assembly
AUGAACAAAUAUCGUGAAAUUCUAGGUGAAGAAAAAAAGAAGAAUGUCAGUAAGAGUGCUGAGGAACUGAUCCGAUCUGGACCAUGGGAUAUUGACGAUUCAAAUGAUAAUGAAGUAGAACUUUGUUAUUUUCCUUGUAUACUAUCAAAAGGAAAAGAAACAGAAAUUUAUUACAAAUUUCAAGUUACAAUUCGAAAAAAAUCGAAAUCGCCUUAG